CUCUCUCUCUCUCUCUCUGGCAUCACCGUCGGCAUGCUGGAAAGCUAAACAAGCACAAGCCACCGGGAGGUGUUGCUACUUUACAGCCGCCUCUUAAAUCCUAAAAUAGAGAAAAAUCAUGCUAGUCACAAUUAUAAGCACCUUGCUCUUCACAAGGAGGAGGAAGGCAAUGCAGCUUUUCCCAGAACGGGUGAUCAAAAUCUGGAGCCUGUGGGAGCUUCGUGUUGCAGUACUAAUCAGCCUCGGCUUGCAAACCAUCCUAAUCCUGAUUGGGAAAUGGAGAAAGCAUUCAACCAAAGACUACCUCAGAAUUGUUUUGUGGCUCGCUUACUUGUUGGCUGAGUCAACUGCAACAUUUUCACUCGGCGUACUCUCCAACAGCCAAGAAGACUCUCAAGGUGAUUCUGUAAACCCAGACUAUGUAAUAACAGCAUUUUGGGCACCCUUUCUUCUCUUGCAUCUUGGUGGCCCAGAUAUUAUUGCUGCUUAUUCCUCAGAAGACAAUGAGUUGUGGAUGAGGCACUUGCUUAGGCUAGGUUCCCAGUUGCUUGUAGCUUCCAAUGUCUUAUUCAGAGCAUGGUCUAGUGAAGCCUUGAAUUUUUUGGCAUUACCAAUGUUCAUAGUUGGGAUUAUAAAGUCUGGGGAGAGGACUUGGGUUUUAAGAUCUGCAAGCAGUGAGCAAUUUAGAGAUUCUAUGCUCCAAGAUCCUGACCCCGGUCCGAAUUAUGAUAGAUACAUGGAAGACUACAGUUCAAGGAGAGAUGAGGGCUUCAGGGUGGAACUUGAAACAUUCAGCGCAUCCAAAGCUGCCACAGGUAGCGAUCAAUCACGCGAACCUGCAGCUGAUGAUGACAGUAGCCAAAAUGAUCCAAUAAACAAAGCUUACACUUUCUUUGAAAGUUCAAAGAAGCUCUGUGCUGAUCUCAUCCUCAACUUCCAUGAUGUAGAUAACAGCCAAAACUUCUUCCAAGCCACAAACUUUGAGAAAGCUUUUAAAGUUAUUGAGAUUGAGCUAGGUUUCAUAUAUGAUGUGUUUUAUACUAAAGCAGUCCUCGUUUAUUCUGGCCUUGGUGGCAUUCUCCGUUGUAUUACUUUUUUUUUAACAGUUUUAGUAUUCCUAAUUUUCCUUUUCACCGAGAAGCAAGCAUACAGGGAAAUGGAUGUGAUUAUCACAUAUAUUAUGUUGGCAGGAGCUAUCGUCCUAGAAAUUUAUGCUCUAAUCAUACUGCUUUCCUCAGACUGGACAAAGCUGUGGCUGAACAAGAACAAGAACACAAAUACGGUGGCUUGUGUGGUGAACAAGAACAAGCACAAGAAUGAGCACACAAAUACGGUGGCUUGUGUGGUGGGUUUCUUGCAUAAAACUGUUUCAUACCUCCCAUUGGUUAACAACAAGAGCUGGUCUAAUUCCUUGGGACAAUACAAGCUCAUAAAAUUUUGUCUUAAGACUAAGCCAGCUAAGUGCAUUAUUUUCAAGAAGGACUGUUAUAUAAAUACGUAUUUAGAGAAGCAUCGGUACAAAAAGUACAGCAAAGUACCCAUAGAUUUCGUAAAGCAGUUGAUAUUUAAGCAGCUCCUAGAGAAAUCAGCAACUGCCAAGAGUUUCAAGGAUCGGAAAGAAUUAUGUGCUGGAAGGGGUGACAAGGUGCUCGACAAAAAAGGUCUAAAGAUACUUGGCUGGACCAUUAAUGAUGCUGAAUUUGACCAGAGCAUCCUUCUUUGGCAUAUUGCUACAGAUCUAUGCUACAAUUCUGAUCUCAAUGAAGAAAACCAAAAUUGUCAAACAAGGAAGAAAUUGCCGAACAAAAAUUGUCAAGCAAGUAGGCUAUUGUCGAACUACAUGUUGUACCUUUUAGUCAUUUGCCCCUUCAUGUUGCCAAAUGGGAUUGGAGAGAUAAGGUAUAGAGACACAUGUUCUGAGGCUGAGGAUUUUUUCACAGAAAGAAAAUUGAAAUCAGAUGACAAAAAUGCUCGCAUAGAGCUCAUGCAAGUGUGCACUGACCUCCUUCCAGCUGAUGUGAAAGGUGACAAAAGCAAGUCAGUGCUAUUUGAUGCAUAUGCAGGCUCGCAAAAGAUUUGCAAGCAAAGGAAAAUUGGAAUAAGGAGAAGAAGUGGGAGCUGAUAAGUCAUGUGUGGGUGGAAAUGCUA
Molecule: messenger RNA, 2148 nt
Organism: Prunus persica (peach)
Lineage: Eukaryota; Viridiplantae; Streptophyta; Magnoliopsida; Rosales; Rosaceae
Exons: 2
Coding region: 119-2122 (667 amino acids)
Source: RefSeq, a predicted model, not a curated record